UGGGCCUGUAGUACCCCACAUGCAAAUCAUUGGGCCGGUAGUACCAAAAGGCUAAACUUUGGGCGGCCAAAACCGAAAAGGUUUUGGCGCGGGCGCCUUCUACCGUUUAUCCCGUCUUUUUUUGAAUUUUGUGAACGUCUCCAGCACGAAUCCUUGGGAUGCUCGGUGAUUCCAACACCAUUCGACCACUUUCCUCAGGGCAUAUAUAUUGCCAUGACAAAACCUCUGAAGGUGGCAGAUCGAAGCUCGCGGUGGCCUUCAGAGAGGCAGUGAGUGAGAGGCUGUGCGCUGCUGACCGUGUGGGUCGGAAGAUAGAGCAGGAAGGCCAGUCGAGGUACCAGGGGAAGGAAAGCCAAGGGAGGAGGAGACGCCAUUACGCACAUUGGCCUUCUUGCUCCCGUUUGCGGGGAAGAUUUCGUUUCGUUAGCAGCUCUGUGGGAGUGAAGAUGGCGCGCAAGGCAGUUCUGAUUGGCAUCAGCUAUGCCGACAACCGACAGAUUCCGACUUUGGACGGUCCUGUCCACGAUGUCCUGCACGCGAAAUCCGUUUUGACGUUAUCGUAUGGCUUCGCCGAGUCGGAUCUUUUUGUGCUUGUCGAUGAUCCGUGCGUCUACAAGGGCGGGGCUCUCUCGCCCACCAAGUCUAAUUUGUUGGCCGCUCUUGAUUGGCUGGUGAAAGGCGCGCGGGAGGGCGACAUUCUCUACGUGCAUUUCUCCGGCUAUGGGUCCCAGGUUCCGUCAAAGGCUUCCUUCGAAGGAUUGGAGGAGGUCAUCCUGCCGGUGGACGCGACGUGGGACGCUAGCGGUUUCAGGAAUUUCAUCACGCAUGAUGUGUUCUCGGAGAAGUUCGACUGUGUUCCGAAGGGCGUUAGUGUUGUCUUCGUGUUUGACACUGGAUUCAGGGCUGAUAAUGAAUGUGCGGCAGCUGUUCACCAUUACACGUGUCGCAGCCUGCUGAACAAGGCUGUGAGGACGAGGGGCCUCGAGAAUGUCGGCGUAAGGGCGGGCUACAGGAAGCUGAAGGAGGACGGGAGGUUCGCGGCGUUGAGAUCUGGGAAUCCUCUUCGAGACAUGUGCUUCGCUACUCCUUGUGCCUGGUUUGCCAGCGACGAACGACAGCCGAGCUGGGACGCGAAAAUCGAAGGGAAAGCUGUGGGCGCUUUCAGUUAUUACUUCUAUGGCGCCAUCAGCAACUCAUCCAACGGCACGGAUAUCACGAAUGACAGCCUUCUCUCCGCCACURCGCAAGCGCUCUACGAUGCUGGAUUUUUGCAGAAGCCCGUGUUCGCAUCCGUUGAUGCCGACGGCAAGCAGAAGAAGUUCCUUCCGCCCGUGCCUGCGCUGCCCGCUCCCGUCGUCUGCCCGGCGCCGUCGGAGCCGCAUCCUGUCUGCGGACCUCCGCGGACGGUCGAUAGUAUCGUGAGGGAUCUGGUCUGCGCUUUGGGUGUCACCGGUCUGGAUAUCGCUACUCGGAUCAGAGAGGGUUGGUCGAAGCUGACAGUAGAGGAGCAAGUCGUCAUUUACGAGUCGUUGUUCACGGCGGGAGGUGUGAACGCAGUAGAGCUGGGUGCGGAGCUUGCGGGUGAUAAGCGCUUCCUCCAAGCCAUCAAGUGUUUGGGUGAUGUGGUCUUUGAGAAAUGCUCUCGAUAUUCGCUUAGUUAUUGGGUCAAGUGUUCCCGCCCGAGUGCGAAUUUCUGCUUCAUCCCCCCCCCUCCUUCUGUCGUCCCUGUUUGCCCACCACCGUUUGUGUGCACGCCAGCCUGUCCGCCACAGCCUUUCUGCCCACCAGCAUGUCCGCCACCGCCAUGCCUGACACGCCUCCAGGAGCUCUCGAUCGCUUACCUCAAGAAGCACGUGGUUUCUGCCGAUUGCGAGCACAUCGUGGAGAUUCUGGCGACUCGAAUCGCUCUCUCCCAGUGCGCCGCCCUUACCGACCAACAGAGAGUUGUGGAUGAGCUUUCUUAUCUUGUUCAACCAAAGGCAUACGCCUCGAUUGCUGAUCUGUUCGGUGAUGCUCGCCCGCCCGCAGGUCUCAAACUUCCCUGUGCCGUCUGCGCGGAUCCGUGCACGCCGCCACCGGCACCGCUUCCCACUCAGGCAUGUGUGCCCCCUCCCCCUGCCGCACCGGCGUUUGUUGAGCUUGACGCUCGGCAGAGCUACUUCGUGAGUAGGAUUGUCAGCUACGUCAAAUGCUCCACGGAUGCCACGAGGGUGAAGGAUAUGGCCACGAAGCUCGCUGACUGUGCUGGCAUCGGGCUCACUGCGCAGCAGGCGAUCAUCGACGAGAUCGCUUCCCUGGUGGAGGCGGACGGGUGGUUCUCCUUGAAGCUGAUCUUUGCCAAGGAGGCGCCUGCUGGCUUGAAGUUCCCCGAGAAAUGUGUUGCGCCUGCUCCAGCCCCUUCGGUUUGUCUUCCCCAGGCAUGCCUUACUGCCGUCCAAAUCGCGACGAUGGAGAAGAUCUCGGACCUGGUGGAGAAUAUCUGCGAUCGUGAACUGGUGCGAGGAAUGCUGUUGAAGAUUGUGGAACCGUGUCCGUCAGACUUGGACCACAAGCAGAGCCUCGUCGAUGAGGUCGUUAGAUUGGUGAAGAUCGCAGCAAGGCCGUGCCUUCCCGCGUUGUUCGUGCCAGAGCCCCCAAAGGGUUUGAUUUUCCCUGCGGGAACCUUCCAKAAGGAUCCUUGCGAGCCGAAGGUASGGGGCGGUGUUUCGCUGACGGUGCGACAGAAGAAUGCGGUGGACUUGCUGGCGAGGUAUGCGUUGGGAGUGGGCGAAGUAGAAAAAGUMCGUGASCUGGCCACKGUGAUCGCGUGCAACAGCGACCUGACACGUGACGUGCAGCAGCAGAUCAUCGACAAGAUCGCGACGCUGGUGGAGAUCCGUGCCUACCCUGCUCUUCCGGAGUUGCUGAGCUCGGACGUGGYGAUCUCCGCGCUGGUUUUCCCUCCUGGGACGUUYGUCUCCACGUACGAGCUGGCCACCGGYGAGKCCCUGAAGGACYUGAAGAGUGMGGAGGAGAGCCUCCGGGAUCUCGUGUGCAAGUUGGGAGUGGAGGGGUACGAGAUCGGAAUGAAGGUGAAGUCGCAGUGGGCGACCUUGGAAGUGGAAGAACGCAAGAGCAUAUACAAGUCGCUGUACACGAAGGGCGGGCUGGACGCCGUCAAGGCGGCCGCUGUGUUGGGCAGUGAGGUGAACUACGUGGAGUUGCUGGCCGCYGCCGUUGGAUCAARCGUCUGCUGCCCGGCCGUUCCCCCUGUUCCCGAGGCGGAGCUGCCCACGGCUGUGCGGAAGAUCCUGGAUAUCCUUGUCCUGGGGGCGGGCAUCGCCGGCUAUGAUCUGGGUGUGAAGAUCCUGAAGGAGUGGAAGUUUUUGAGCGCCGAGGAGCGUAAGAGUGUUUACACGGACCUCCUCCGCCUGGGUGGCGUUGAGGUUCUGGCGGCCGGCGCAAAACUCGCCCGGGAUCGCGCAUUUUUAGAGGAACUGGUCGCCGUGGGCACUASUCUUUCGUCSAAGGCCAGCGUUGUUUGCGACACCUCGGCGGAGAAAGCCUCGCAGCAACAGCGGGAUUUGCGACAGGUGGUGGUGYUGGCCGGCGCUGCUGGAUAUGAAUUGUCCGUGAGGCUUCUGUCGGAGUCGCUCUCUGUCUCAGACAAKCGCGAUAUUUACUCAAAGCUCUUCGCAGAAGCGGGACUCGAGGCUGUUCGAUUGGGCGUGUCCCUUGCAAGGGACACCGCUUUCGUGGAAGAAUUGACGGUUAUCGUCCAGGACCUCACUGUGUUCUUGUGUAAGGGAGGGUACUUAGACGAGUGCCCCGCUCCGGCUCUUUGCGCUCCGAAGCCUGAGCAGCCCGCACCUCCGGCCUGCCAUCCCUGCGUAACUGAGUGUGUAACCAUCGCCACGGAAGUGGGGAAGGUUGCUUUGAGAGAGAUUGUUUGCAUCGCGGGCCUGCGGGGCUACGAGAUUUCCAUCCGUUUGGCGAAGGAGUCGGCCACAUUGUCGGCCGCGACAAAAUUGGAGCUAUAUGGUGAGUUGCUCCGCCAGGGUGGACUCGAUGCACUGAGGCUGGCAGCAGUGGUUGAGGGCAACCGUUGCUUCCUGGAUGAGCUGAAAACAUUCGGUGAGGAAGAUGUUCUUUCCCAAGUGCUGUGUGCAGGCAGUGAUUCGGCGUGCGACAGGCUCAGGGAGCUGAUUGGCCUGGCCAGUGUCGAAGGGUACCUCCUGGGUGUGACUUUGGUGGAGAAGACGAGCAUGCUCAGCUUGAAGGAGAGGUGGGAGAUCUAUGGCAAAAUCUAUGCAUUCGGUGGGCUGGGGGCGCUGAAGGUUGCAAUUAUUGCCUCCAAAGACAAGGAGGUGGCGGAAUCUCUGAAGGAAUUUGCUGACAAGGUGAAAGUGUCGAUCGUGGAGCUCGUGCUUGAGACCGUCUGCGUUAGUUCUGCCCCACAACACAAGCCGGAGCCGCCGGCUUGCACGGUCCCGUAUGCCUGUUGUGCUCCGCCGGCCGUCGUCGCAUCUCCUGCUUGCCUCUCAAUUCCACAACGCGAGGCUCUCAACUCGGAGCAGAAGAGAAUAAUCUUGGGGCUUUACUACCUGGCAGGCGAGGAUGAGCGAGUUAAGAUUUACGCAACGCAGCUUGCUGAGGAAGGAAAGGGGCUUAGCGAGGAGAGUAAGAGGAAGAUUAUCGGCCACAUAAUCUGUCGGACUGGGCUUGACGGCGUGGACCUUGUGCAAGCUCUGACCGAGGGGACGUGUUUGCUUUCUAGUGAAUAUUGUUAGGCCUCCACUCGAGUGGUCCAUUGCAAAUAAGCUGUUCAACGAGUUGCUAAGGUUAGCACUUGCGGCUAUGCUGGGUGUGACAGAGGCUGUAUUUUGGCCUAUCGAUCAAUACGGGAAGGUGAUCGGCGGAAGGCGCUGUUUAUUCUAUCUGGAUGUAUAGCGUCAUUUGCUAAAUUUAGCUACCGUCAUGUUUUGGUUAGGGUUGUAGAUAGAGUGACUGGAAAUAAUGAAGUUUUGACGCCUGGGCUGAAGGACCAGGGAGUUAAACGGAGCCGAAUCAGUCUUUGGUUUUAAACCGCGUCGAUUUUUUUGUAAGUCAUCGCGUUUGAAUCUUAUCUUGUUAGGCACUGUACUUAUUUGCGAAGGACUCCGUCUUCCUUAAUCAGUGGACUGCUGUCGUUAACGGCCUCAGUCUGUCCGGAGGUCUGCUUGCUGAAGCCUGAGAAGC
Messenger RNA from Chara braunii, 5217 nucleotides. NCBI's taxonomy places the organism in Eukaryota, Viridiplantae, Streptophyta, Charophyceae, Charales, Characeae. The record is from the annotation of a GenBank genome assembly.